CCAACCAUCCUCUGAGCCGCUUAUCCUCAUUAUAUAACAAGACACGGUACCUAACCUAAAUGCCUACCAAUUGUUCCCCCACAGCGAUAUUAACGUGUUCAAUGAGUCAAAGGUGACGAACGUCGAAGGUGCUUCCAUCCCUUGGGCUGUUCUGUCGGCGGCCCUUGGACGAAAAGGUUCGGACACAUCGAAGAGCCCCAACGCGUUCAAGUCCAUCUCCCAGAAGGCCACGCUCCAACGCGUUCAACUCCAUCUCCCAGAAGGCCACGCUCGACGCGCCCGCUCCUCUAUGACGCGACCUCGCCACGACUCGUCCAAUGGCCGCGUCGAGCGUCGAGAUUGACGCGCACGUCGCGUCCUCCCAUUGGUUUCCAUGCGGUUUCCAGGAAGUGAACGCCGCCGCUCGGAACCGCCCCCUACAUGUGAGCCCAGGCGGCGGCACCACGCGCGGCGUGCGGAGCAGAGAAACCGGCAGGAAAGGCGGCGUCAUCCCUCGGACCACCGACUCGACGUAGAGGAGAAAACAGCGAGCGGAGCGGCGUUGUCCGAGGUGCUGAACAACCCCGGCAGGAAGAUGGCGGACGACCCCAGCGCGGCUGACAGGAACGUGGAGAUCUGGAAAAUCAAGAAGCUGAUCAAAAGUUUGGAAGCUGCCCGCGGUAAUGGCACCAGUAUGAUCUCCCUGAUCAUCCCACCUAAGGACCAGAUUUCCAGAGUGGCCAAAAUGUUGGCUGAUGAGUUUGGCACUGCUUCCAACAUAAAGAGCAGAGUCAACAGACUUUCCGUUCUCGGGGCCAUCACCUCUGUGCAGCAGAGACUAAAGCUCUAUAACAAGGUGCCACCCAAUGGCUUAGUUGUGUACUGCGGCACCAUUGUGACAGACGAAGGGAAGGAGAAAAAAGUUAAUAUCGACUUUGAGCCUUUUAAACCAAUCAAUACUUCGCUGUACCUCUGCGACAACAAGUUCCAUACUGAGGCAUUGACGGCCCUGCUCUCGGAUGACAGCAAGUUCGGCUUUAUCGUGAUCGACGGCAGCGGGGCGCUCUUUGGCACGCUGCAGGGCAACACCAGGGAGGUGUUGCACAAGUUCACCGUGGACCUACCGAAGAAGCACGGCAGAGGAGGACAGUCAGCUUUGCGUUUUGCUCGUCUAAGAAUGGAGAAGCGGCACAACUACGUGAGGAAAGUGGCUGAAACGGCUGUCCAGCUCUUUGUGUCCAACGACAAAGUCAACGUGGCGGGGAUGGUUUUAGCUGGUUCUGCCGACUUCAAGACUGAGCUCAGCCAGUCUGACAUGUUUGACCCAAGGUUACAGGCCAAAGUUCUGAAGUUAGUGGACAUCUCCUAUGGCGGAGAAAAUGGUUUCAACCAGGCCAUUGAGCUGUCAGCAGAGGUUCUCUCCAAUGUCAAGUUCAUCCAAGAAAAGAAACUAAUAGGACGAUACUUUGAUGAGAUCAGUCAGGACACUGGCAAGUACUGCUUUGGCGUAGAGGACACACUAAAGGCCUUGGAGAUGGGAGCAGUGGAGAUCCUGAUAGUCUACGAGAACUUAGACACCAUGCGUUACAUUUUACGUGUGCACGGGGCCGAGAGCAACGGAGCCGAGAACGAUGAGAAGACUUUGUACUUAACGCCAGAGCAGGAGAAAGACAAGUCUCAUUUUACAGACAAGGAGACGGGGCAAGAACACGAACUGAUCGAGAGCAUGCCGCUGUUAGAGUGGUUUGCCAACAAUUACAAGAAAUUUGGAGCCACGCUGGAAAUAGUCACGGACAAAAGCCAAGAAGGAUCUCAGUUUGUCAAGGGCUUUGGUGGCAUCGGGGGUAUCUUGCGGUACAGGGUGGACUUCCAGGGUAUGGAGUACCAAGGAGAGGACGACGAGUUCUUUGAUUUGGAUGACUACUAGGUAGUCGGGGACUGAUAUAUUGGGAGAGAGGAGAAGGGGAAAAAAGGAAAGAAAAAAAAAAAAAAAAGAAGCAAAGGAAUGAAUGAAGAAAGCAAAACGCCGCCUCUCUUGCAGCAAGUUAGCGGCUCAACAAUGUUGACCACGUAAAUGACAGCCAAUUUACUUGUCGAAUACACAACCUUGCACAUACAUUUCAUCUGUACACACAUUGAAGUACAUGGCACAGGCUGAAGAGGAGUGCAAAUUCAUUUCUUCCGGAGAUGGAGAAAGCCUUUCCUGAAUAAAUCCCUGCCUUAGAGUGCUGGUUCCUUCCCCUAGUUGGAUUGGACUCAACUCCUUUUUGUCCCUUGUCGCGCCCCCUUUUCCCCUCCCAUUUUAAACGAACGCAACAGCAGGUUCCCAGAUUUUCUGCCCUCAACAACACAGUUGGAAGAUGAACAUUUGACUGUACAAGUAUACAAAAAAAAAAAAAAUGUUCCUUUUCUCCCAUCCCGAUGGUUUCCCCUCCAUGCUUGUUUUUUUUCCUUUUCAUUUUUUUUUUUUUUUUUUUUUUUACUGGCAACUGCUGCUGUUGUAUUUUAUGAGCGUGGGGGAUUUUUUUUUUUUUUUUUAAAACCUGGGUUUCUGUAGAGAAAGGGGGACAACGUAUUAAAAUUUGAACUGCUGAGAAAACCAUUGCUACCUCCUCAUCUCCUGUGCUCUCAAACUUCUCCCGUCAGCCUGGCCGUCUUCUCCAAGAAACCUGAAGAUUUUUAUUUCCGUGUCGUCAGAUGUGAUGUAUGCAUGACUCCACAGCAAUUCCAGUUGUUUCAAUCAUCAUUAUGCAACUUUUUUUUGUUGAAAAUGAAUGUCUUUCCAAAAUUCCAGCAGCAGAAAUCCAAGUUUUGGAAGUAUUCCUGGUUUGAUUUGCUUUCCUACCAACAUUAAAUCGCUCCUGUUUUUGACUUA
Messenger RNA from Syngnathoides biaculeatus (alligator pipefish), 2854 nucleotides. Its product is annotated as eukaryotic peptide chain release factor subunit 1. The record is from RefSeq and is a predicted model, not a curated record. The transcript is spliced from 11 exons. Gene Ontology annotation, cellular component: translation release factor complex; cytosol. Gene Ontology annotation, molecular function: sequence-specific mRNA binding; translation release factor activity, codon specific. Gene Ontology annotation, biological process: cytoplasmic translational termination. NCBI's taxonomy places the organism in Eukaryota, Metazoa, Chordata, Actinopteri, Syngnathiformes, Syngnathidae. The coding region runs from base 374 to 1906 and encodes 510 amino acids.